This is a messenger RNA of Brassica napus (rape), 3365 nucleotides long. Its product is annotated as protein STICHEL-like 2. Gene Ontology annotation, biological process: DNA repair; DNA-templated DNA replication. Lineage: Eukaryota; Viridiplantae; Streptophyta; Magnoliopsida; Brassicales; Brassicaceae. Gene Ontology annotation, cellular component: DNA polymerase III complex; nucleus; DNA replication factor C complex. The coding region runs from base 726 to 3098 and encodes 790 amino acids. The transcript has 7 exons. The record is from RefSeq and is a predicted model, not a curated record. Gene Ontology annotation, molecular function: ATP binding; DNA binding; DNA-directed DNA polymerase activity.
GGGCUCUUACACAAGUUGUCAGAAAAAAAGAAGAAGUAAAAUAGAAAGUAGGUUAGCUGAGCUGAACAAACAAAAAUACAAAGAGAGAAAAGUUGUUUGGGUUGUUUCGUAAUCUAACAGUUAGCAUCUUAUUAUGUUCCAAGACAUUCUUUUAUAUAUAAACAGAUGGUUUGGUUUAUACUUGGCUUACCUUCAACCGAUCGAUUCAAGUCUUGUGCAUUGUCAUAAAAUAAAUUGUCCUGACAAAUAAAUAGCAGAAUAAAUUAUUGGAUAUGUUCAGUGACUGUCUGUAUUAUUAAGAAAUGCAGGAACACGUGAGUAGAGGUUGCAAAAGAAAGAGUCAAGAAGGUGGCAGAGAAGCGGACCACACCAAGUAGAAGUGUGUGUUCUGUUGAUUUCGCCACGCAAAGCCAAAAGAGACUUAAACUGAAACGGCCGAAACGAAUCUUAAAUGAAGAUUAAACUCUGUUCUCUCUCUCUCUCACUCUCUCCUUUUCUCACUGGCUGGGCUCUCUGCCCCAAGUCACCACCCUUUCUCUGCAAAAACGUCUGCUUCUUACCCUAACAUAUGUCUCCCUUCUCUCUUUCUCUCUCCACACAACGAUCCAUUUUCUAUUAUUAUCACCCUCAUCCAUCACACUCUUUUAUUUACCACUCUUGCCACACAGAACCUUCUUCUUCUUCCUCAUCUUUAACAUAUGUCUGAGUUUACUACUGUUUGAAAAAUGGGGGAGACUAGGAGACAUUCUGUAGAUGUUCCCAUCACAAGAACGCUCGUGGCUCUUAGAAGAGUUCGGUCACUUAGAGAUCCUUGCACCAACUCAAUGAGCAAGUUUGCUUCUUUGCUCGAAAACGUCAAAUGGGAAACUGCUUCCAACAAUGGCAUCUCACUCCAGUUUGUGAACAAUGAUGGUCCUGUGGGUUUGAUUCCUUUUCAAUCAUACUCGAUCAUGGAGGAGCUAGAGAAAGGCUGCGACCUUCACAAGGUGCUCAAUGCUGAAGGAGACGCUGGCUCCACCAAGCCAGCUAGCUCGCUUAGUGAUUACGGUAGUCCAAUGACCUCAGCAAAUCAUAGUUAUAACGAUGAAGAUGUUGAUUAUGCGAACGAAUGCAACCGCGGCUGCGGAAUAUCCUCUUGCUGGUCAAAAACACCUAGGUACAGAGGAUCAUCAAACCAGUCCUCUGACGUAGAAGAUCAUCAUCCUCUACUCUCUAGUAACAACGAGAGCAAUGCUGCGACACCGAGGAGUCACGAAACUGUUACGUCAAGAAGUCUAACUCAGAAAUACAGACCAAAGUCUUUCGACGAGUUAGUAGGACAAGAAGUCGUAGCCAAACGUCUCUUGACCACCGUUCUAAGAGGAAGAGUCACUUCUCUUUACCUCUUCCACGGUCCUCGCGGCACGGGUAAAACAUCAACCUCUAAGAUAUUCGCUGCUGCUUUAAACUGUCUCUCACAGGCACCACAUAGUACUAGAAGACCGUGCGGCUUGUGCAGCGAACGCACUUCCUACUCGGAGAUAGACUCGGUUAAACUAAACCGGCCUAGCUACCUCAGGUCUCUCAUCAAAACCGCGUCUCUUCCUCCGGUCUCAUCUAGAUUCAAUGUUUUUAUAAUCGACGAGUGUCAGUUACUGUGUCAAGAAGCUUGGGGAGCUCUCUUGAACGGUUUGGAGAAUGUCUCUCAGCGUUCGGUUUUUAUUCUGGUCACGUCAGAAUUAGAGAAGCUGCCGCGUAACGUUCUCUCGCGGUCUCAGAAGUAUCAUUUCUCUAAAGUGUGCGACGUGGAGAUAUCGAGAAAGCUGGUAAAGAUUUGUGUGGAAGAAGGUAUUGAGUUUGAUCAGGGGGCUGUUGAUUUCAUCGCUUCUAGAGCUGAUGGUUCGCUUCGUGAUGCUGAGAUAAUGCUUGAUCAGUUGAGUUUGAUUGGUAAAAGAGUAACAACGUCUUUGGCCUACAAGCUUAUUGGGGUUGUUUCUGAUGAUGAGCUGCUUGAUUUGCUUGAUCUUGCAUUGUCUUCUGAUACUUCGAACACGGUUAUAAGGGCGAGGGAGCUUAUGAGGUCUAAGAUAGAUCCAAUGCAGCUUAUUUCGCAGCUAGCUAAUGUCAUUAUGGACAUUAUUGCUGGAAAAUGUCAAGAAAGUAGUUCAGCAACCAGACUUGGGUUUCUUUCAAGGCAUAGCUCUGAAGAAGAAAUUCAGAAAUUGAGUAACGCGUUGAAGGUACUUUCUGAUGCUGAGAAACACUUGAGAGCAUCUAAAAACCAAACAACCUGGCUCACUGUGGCACUUCUGCAACUUAGCAACACUGAACCGUCUUCUUUUGCAACUAAUGAAAAUGAAGUGUGUUUAAAAAGACAAAGAAACAAAGAUGUAGACCUCUCCAGCACAUCAUCGGAUUAUCCUGGUGAUGUGGUUAAAUCAGAAACCGAAGAGUGUCAAGAGAAAAACUGUAAAGAAACAGUUGAAACUGUGUGGAAAACGGUCAUAGAGUUGUGUUGUUCAGAUUCACUAAAGAGAUUUUUGUCGAAACGAGGGAGGUUGACUUCUCUUAUCAUUGACAAAGGUGUGGCAAUAGCUGAAUUGGAGUUCUACACACCUAAACAUGUAACAAGAGCCGAGAAAUCAUGGAAAACGAUUGCAGACUCGUUCCAGUCCGUGUUAGGAUGCAAUGUUGAGAUCCAAAUGAAUCUUGUUAUCUCUGCGUGUUCACCACCAAAGAGUGCUAAAGCAGUUGCUAGUCUUUUCUUUGGACUUUUCAGCUGUUCUCGUAGACUGCUACACAGGUCUUAUCCGACUACUACUAGAACAGACUACGAUUACGCAACUAAGGAGCAAGUAGUUACAAAUUCUCUGAGAAGUUGCCAGGGAAAUCUCUUGAGGGCUCGUAGUGUGCGUUCUUCAGCUAAUGCAUCGUCUAGAAUGAGCAGUGCGAGUGAUCAAGGCGAUGCAAAUUCUGCUCUAGGUGACAAAAUACCAGAAGAUGACGCUAAUGUGUUGUGUUGGAGGAGGACUCCCCUAGGCAAGGGUGAGGAAGAGACACAGAACAACAAGAGCUCAAGGCUAAUUGGCCGUGUCCUUCCCUGCACUGAAGCUAGUUAAGUGAGCUUGAUGACAUUCCCAUUUUGUGGAACCUUUAGCUAAUCAAUUGAGACAUGUUAUGGGACAAGUUGUCGUAAAUAGUUGCAUAAUGUUGUUUGAAGACCAUAUAUAUAUAGAUAAACAUAUACGUAACUUUUAAGGGAGAAGAAACAGUAGUAUAGCGCUUUCCUUAUGGUAGCAAGGCAGCAAGUGCUAGAACCUUUAAUCAUCCUCCUCCUCCACCGCAUGCAACGUUUUUUGUCUAUUAUAUCAUCAGUUACAUGAUUA